This is a messenger RNA of Closterium sp. NIES-65, 2208 nucleotides long. Lineage: Eukaryota; Viridiplantae; Streptophyta; Zygnematophyceae; Desmidiales; Closteriaceae. The record is from the annotation of a GenBank genome assembly.
AUGAUCCAGUCAACCGCCAAAUGCUCCGCCACACAGGCCCUCUCGUUGUUUCGCUCUUCCCCUCCGCCUGUUUCGCUCUUCCCCUCCGCCCGUUUCGCUCUUCCCCUCCGCCCGUUUCUUUUUUCCGCUCAGGCGGCGCUGCUUGCGGGCGAGCCCGUUCUCAGAGGCGCCACGUCAGCACCGGCGUCUCUCUCGCCCGCCACGUGGCUGCCGCUAGGCCGGUCCGGACCCACUCCUGGAGCGCCACGUGUGGUCAGGACAGCGGGGUUUAGACCAGGAGCGGCGGUGGCGGCGGCAGCGGGAGGAAGGGCACGAGCAAGGGGGGGGACAGAGGUGAGACGAGGGGGGGUUGGGAGAGGGGUACGAUUGGAAGAGUUGAAGGGAAAGGGUGGGGAGAGAAGUGGGGGAGAGGGGUGGGGAAAGGUUCGGAGGGGUGAGAAGCACAGCGUGUCGUCCUCUGCCGUCCAGCAGCAGGUGCUGCUGGCGUCAGUGUCCCAGUCCACGUCAGCACCACCUCCCGUGCGACCAUCCCAGCCGGGCACGCCUCUCAUGUGGGUGGGCGUGGGCGUGGCUCUCUCGGCUCUUCGCCUCGUGGCCCAUCGCAUACUCUCUCCUCUCCUUUCUGUAGCUCCACACAACCUUCUUUCAGUUCUCCCUUUCCUCUUCUCCCUUUGUCCUGCCCCUCUCGCGUGUAACGCCAAUGGCGCUCUCCCCUCCCUCCAGGGCUCCAAGUUCGUCAUGCAGCGCAUGCAGGUGAGCAGCGGUGCAAACAGUCUCUUCCCCUACCUCUCGCUUCCCCAACCCCACCAGCAAGCCAUGAUGAAGCAGAUGCUCAGUGCCAUGCAAUCUGGAGGCGGCGGCCCGGGCGGCGCGGCCAAUCCGUUUGCGGCAGCUGGCAUGGGCGGCGGCGCCAACCCCAGUGGUAGAUGUGAUGGGGCAGCGCAGUUGGCAGGCGCCAAGCCACCUACCUACCAAUGCUGCUGCUCCUCCAUCCUCUCACGCUAUCCUACCUUCUCCCUUCCCCUCUCACCUACCUUCCCUCCCGUGUCAUGCGCAGCAGUGGUGGACGUGGCAGCACAAGUCUCAGACGCCAAGCCCGCAGCUGCCGCUGCUGCAGCACCCUCUUCUGCCACCACCAGCCCUUCCAGCAGCAGCAGCGCUUCUUCGUCGUCAGCAGCAUCCUCGGCUCCUGCAGAGGAGGCGGAGAGCAGCAGCAAGAAGAAGAGCUUCUUUCAAGAUGCUGAGCUGGUGGAGGAGCCAUCCGGGGGAGGCUUCUCCUGGGGGAACACGGGCAGUAGCACGGGCAGCAGCGGCAGCAAUGCAUCUAAUGCCACUUGGGAUACGUCCACCAACUCAUUUGCCAACGGAGGAGGUGGUGGUGAGUGCUCGUGCUCAGCGCAGCAAGCAAGGUAUCUGCCAGAGGAGAUGAGAGACCCGGCCACCUUCAAGUGCAUGAAGCAGAGCCCCAUGUACCACCAGCAGCAGCUAGCGAGCACGCAAAGCCUUACCUUCCACUGCCCCUUCCUUCCCCUCCCGUUUUCUUUUCCUCGUGCUGUCUCUCCCUGCCCCACGCCCAUGUGCCUAUGCAUGCGCUUAUCCCCCCCAGGGAUGAUGCAGAGCCCCAUGUACCGCCAGCAGCUAGAGAGCAUGCUCACUACCUCUCCUGUAUUUCCCUUGUCCAUCCCUCCUCUCUGCAAUUUUCUGCACUACCUCUUCACCCAUCUCGUCCAUUCGAUACAUCUCCUGUCCCUUCCCAUCACAUCCUUGCCCUUCUCAUCACAUCCUUUCCCUUCUCUUCCUCUCAUUUCAUCACAUAGUUUCCCUUCUCAUCCGCUUCCUCUCAUCGCGUCGUUUCCGUACCCAUCCUCUCCCUGCAGCGACAACAUGGGCGGCACGGGCUUUGAUGACAGAGUCCUGGACAUGAUGAAGAGCUUCGACCUCAACAGCCCCGAAGUGAAGGACCAGUUCUCCCAGCUGGGCAUGUCACCAGAGGACGUGGUGGGUAAGAUCAUGUCCAACCCGAAGCUCUCCUCAUGUGUCCCCCAGCUGGGCAUGUCACCAGAGGACGUGGUGGGUAAGAUCAUGUCCAACCCGAAGCUCGCAGCUGCCUUCCAGAACCCCCGCCUGCAGGCCGCCAUCCUCGAUGUGAGUCCUUUAGUCUUUGGACAUGAGAUGGCCUUUCAGGCGUCUCAAAUGUCACCACUUUAG